Molecule: messenger RNA, 1555 nt
Organism: Papilio xuthus (Asian swallowtail)
Lineage: Eukaryota; Metazoa; Arthropoda; Insecta; Lepidoptera; Papilionidae
Product: juvenile hormone epoxide hydrolase
Exons: 8
Coding region: 109-1497 (462 amino acids)
Biological process (GO): epoxide metabolic process
Molecular function (GO): epoxide hydrolase activity
Source: RefSeq, a predicted model, not a curated record
UACACAAUAUCAAUUGAAAAAAAAAAACAACUCACACCCAUUUUGUGUUCAGUGCGCUCGCGUUUCUAUACGGAGACGGACGCGUCUUGUUCUUUCUUCAAGGUCAAGAUGGCGCGAUUACUAUUCGUGCUGCUAUUAGUGGUGCUGGGCGCGCCAGUAUACUUCCUAUUCUUCAAGAGCCCUCCCUCGGCACCAGAGAUCGAUCUUGACGAAUGGUGGGGACCUGACCAGCUCAAGACGAAGCAGGACACCAGCAUUAAACCGUUUAAAAUCAAGUUCGAUGAAACUAUGAUAAAAGAUCUAAAAGACCGUUUGAAGUCACAUCGGCCGUACAUCCCGCCGCUAGAGGGCGUUGGAUUCGAGUACGGGUUCAACAGCAAGCAGAUGAACAGCUGGGUCAAGUACUGGGCCGAGGAAUACCCCUUCGCUGCACGCGAGCAACUUUUCAACAAAUACCCGCAAUUCAAGACCAAUAUCCAAGGUCUGGAUAUUCAUUUCAUCAGAGUCAAGCCUGAGGUGCCAGCUGGAGUCCAAACAGUUCCCUUAUUACUGCUGCACGGCUGGCCGGGUUCAGUGCGAGAGUUUGAUGCUGCCAUUCCCCUGCUCACAGCUGUCAGCAAGGACAGGGACUUUGCCCUCGAACUCAUCGUGCCAAGCUUGCCAGGAUAUGGAUUCUCUUCUCCGGCAGUACGUCCUGGUCUCGGGGCUGACAAGAUGGCGGUUGUAUUCAGGAAUCUGAUGCACCGACUUGGCUUCAAGAAGUUCUACGUUCAGGGAGGAGACUGGGGAGGAAUCAUCACUGGCAACAUGGCUACUCUAUUCCCUCAGGAUAUUCUCGGCUAUCACUCAAAUAUCGUGUUCUCGAUGACUCCAAGGACCACGCUGAUCCAAAUCCUAGGAUCUAUCUACCCGCCUCUAGUCGUGAGCUCUGAUUUGGCAGAUCGCAUGUAUCCAUUGACGCAGAAAUUCUCUAAUCUUGUAGAAGAAAUGGGUUACUUACACAUUCAGUCGACUAAACCCGACACUGUUGGUGUAGCCCUCACUGAUUCUCCAUCUGGUCUUCUGGCUUACAUCCUGGAGAAGUUCUCCACCUGGACGAAGCCGGAGUACAAACUCCUGGCUGACGGUGGCCUUUACUCCAAGUUCACGAAGGAACAACUAAUAGACAAUCUGAUGAUGUACUGGGCGACCAACUCUAUAACUACGUCUAUGAGAUUAUACUCGGAGACUUUCAACAAGAGAUAUACUGGAUUGAAACUUGAUGAGGUCCCCACACCAGUACCAACUUGGUUGCUCCAAGCUAAGAACGAGAUAUCUUACCUACCAGGUUGGAUUGUGAAAUCCAAAUACGUAAAUCUCAUAAAUGAGACCAUCGUGAAUGAUGGAGGUCAUUUCUUCGCUAUGGAGAUGCCAAAAUUCUUCGCAGAAGACGUCCUCAAAGCUAUCGGCGAGUUCAGAAAAUGGCACAAACAGAAUAAUAUUAAGACUGAACUGUAAAUUUCUUGUUACUUUUUGAUAAUAAAAAAAUUUUCGUUGUUAUUUUGAUUUGAAUUCA